Molecule: messenger RNA, 699 nt
Organism: Aspergillus terreus NIH2624
Lineage: Eukaryota; Fungi; Ascomycota; Eurotiomycetes; Eurotiales; Aspergillaceae
Product: OBAP family protein
Exons: 3
Coding region: 1-699 (232 amino acids)
Source: RefSeq, a predicted model, not a curated record
AUGUCCGAUAUCCCAACAGACAACAACAACGUCCCCGGGGAUCCUCGCACCGCCAAAAGCCGCGUUCUCGAGGGCGGCGCCUCCAUGGUGCAGGACUUCACCCCGACGCAGCAGAUCUGCGCCCAUCUCAACGCCUUCCAUGUAUACGCCGACGACCCGACGCGAUGCGUAGAAGCCAACCACUACUGCGCGCAUGUCACCGAAGGCAAGAUCCUUCCCCACCUCCGCCAAUGCCUCCUCUACGACUCGACCAAGCCCAACGCCCGCCUCCUCGGCGUCGAAUACAUGAUCACCCCGCGUCUGUUCCAGACGCUGCCCCCGGAAGAGCGCAAACUGUGGCACACGCACGAAUACGAAGUCAAAAGCGGGAUGCUCAUCAUGCCUGCGCCGGCGCUUGUGCCGGACGCCGCGUGGGACGCCGCUGAAACGGCCGAGAUGAGAGAUAUUAUCCCGCUCUAUGGGAAGACGUAUCACUUCUGGCAGGUUGAUCGCGGCGACCAGGUGCCCCUUGGUCCGCCGCAGCUGAUGGGCAGCUUUACCUCUGAUGAGAGAGUGCGGAUGGCACAUCCUGGGGGGUUGGAUGGGUUGUGCCAGGAGCGGAAUGAGCGGUUUGGGACGGACCAUCGCGUGAAGGCGGAGAAGAGGAGGGAUAUUGAGUCGCCGGAGACGCAUCCUGAUGCGGAUGCGAUGUGGAAGUAG